CACAGAAAAGAGAAAAACAGAAACAACACACUCUCUCUCUUUUCAUCUCUCUUCACUGUAUUGCCUUUCCUUUCUCCUCUCUCUCUCUCUCUCUCUCUCUCUCUCUCUCUCUUUCUUCAUAGCAUUUCUUCAGAGUAUAGUUUGUGAAAGUACAGAGCUUUAGAUCUCUGGUUUACAUCAUUUUCUCAAGGGUCAAGGAUGGAUAUCGAAAUGACAAUCAAACCGGAGUUGAUGGAGCUUAGAGAUUUUGUGCGAUGUGAUGAAUGAUGCCACGGUCAGCAUGGUGUUUGGCUUUUGAAAGAUGGUUCAGAUCAAGCUUCUGUGGUUUACCAAUUUACUAUGAAGUGCUGAGUGCUUGCUGAUUUGUCUAAUUACCAGCAAAUAAUGGGUUCAUUUCGUGGCCAUUGUGAAAUUGUUGAAUCAAAGGAUGAGCAUUCCAAAAAGUUUCAUCAAGCACUCGAACCGGACAGAAAGCAGAAGCCACCUCUGGUUAGAAAAGGAGCCAGUAAAUUCUUAGAAGAUGAUAUCAAUCAGCUCUUCGAAGCGAUCAAUGUAAGAACAUCGAAGAGUCUGGAUUUGACAGAUAAAGUUAGAAGAGAUGCCUCAAAAAGGCCAAUGAGGGGUGGUGGAUCUCAUUCUCCAGUAACAGGGUUUUCUGAUCCAGUUUCUCUAAAGCAGGCGCUUCGGGGUUUAUGCAUUUCUCAGGCAGCAGAAAUGGCUGCAAUGAAGCGAUUAUCAAAGCUGCCAGGUUCUCCUAGUGUUCUAGAAGCUGGACGGAUUACAUGCUCUUCACGGUUUGCAGAUACAAGUGAAAGCAUUUCUGGAUCUCUCCACAAGGUGCUCCAUAAACCCCAAGAACGAUACGUGAAGUCAGCAAACCAUAGUCCCCUUUCUUCUCCACGAUUUGCCAUUAAACCAUUCAUCGGUAUGCACCAUAAUGGAAGAGUAGUACCAGCAGAAAGCACGUCUAGCUCUGUGCCUCAUCAAAUUCAAGAGGCCAGGCUAAAGUCACCAGGUCAAAGUGCGCUUUCUUCUCCACGAUAUGUUAGUAAACUGAGUAUUAAAAGUACAGAGUCCACGUCCCGUCAGAAGGAUUCUCCACAGCCUCCAGAAGCCAAGAUGAGGCCAACCAGUCAAAGUGCUCUCCCUUCACCUCGAAUUGGUGAUAAACCGGUAAUUAAGUAUGCAGAAUCAAUUGUAGUGCAAAAUGAGAAGACAGGACCCGAGGAAAGCAUUUCAGGCUCUUUCGACGUGAUGCCUCAGUACCUUAAAGAGCCCAUGAAUUCCUCAAACCAAGGUGUGAUUUCUUCUCCUAGGUUGGUAGCUGCACAAGCUUUACAGAUUACUACUCCCAGUCUCCAGGAAAAUAUGAAUCAAGCAACAAACAACCAUGAGAUGAAACCACUAGGAACAGCAUCAACUAAGGGAAAAAACCAAACUGCAGUUCCUUCCUCAUCUUCAUGUGAGUCUAGUAAUGUUGUAUUGAUGUCUGGACCAAAAAGAUCGCCAGAUAAUCUGAAGAGAAAUGUGGUGACAUCGUUUAGAGUAGCAAAUAAAGCAGCUCUAAAGCUGAGACGGAAAGGCAGGUCGCAGGCGGUGUCUUCGUCAAAUGUAACAAGAGGCAACAAGGAGACCAAAUCGACAAAAAGCACCACUCGUUCCGUAAAGCCUCCAGUUAAAAGCAAAUAUCUUGUGAAGAAGAAAUUGAAAGAGGAGGCAGCACUAGCAUCUGGCACUUUUAAUCUAUGCUAUGAAAUAAAUGAUUCCACAGAAUCACCUAGUCAACUUAUCUGCCAGAGAUGUCAGUGCACUCUUGAGGGUGCGGGGAAGGAAUCCAAUAAAGAACCCGCAAAGCAAAUCUCUGGAUGUAUGACUGUCGCAGCCAGUGAAAAUAGUAUUAGCUGUGCUGCUAAUGACUAUGACAAUGUCGGUAUUCCUGUCUUGAAAUUCAACAAGACAUCAAAAUCUAGGGAGCAAGGGGAAUUCUCUCAAAGCUCAAAGAGUAGUAUUGGUGAUUAUAGUACUAGCACAACCAUCAGUGAAGAGAGCAACCUAAGCGGAUCCUUUUCUGGGAACAGACCGCACAUGUCUAAGGAUGGCAGGUGGGAGGCUAUCAAUCAGGUGAGGAAACAAUAUGGAUUCUUAGGGUUAAGUCACUUCAACUUAUUGAAGAAGCUUGGUUGCGGAGACAUUGGCACGGUCUAUCUUGCUGAGCUGCUAGAAACUAACUGCUUGUUUGCAAUAAAAGUUAUGGAUAAUGAAUAUCUGGCAAGAAGGAAAAAGAUGCCGAGGGCCCAAACUGAAAGAGAGAUUCUGCGAAUCCUGGAUCAUCCUUUCCUGCCAACACUCUAUGCGCAGUUCACUUCAGACAAUUUAUCAUGUUUAGUUAUGGAGUUCUGCUCAGGUGGUGAUUUGCAUGUCCUCCGACAGAAGCAGCCAAGCCGAUACUUUUCUGAGCCAGCAGCAAGGUUUUAUGUUGCUGAGGUCCUCCUUGCGCUGGAGUAUUUGCAUAUGCUAGGAGUUGUUUACCGUGAUUUGAAACCAGAAAACAUUCUAGUCCGAGAAGAUGGUCACAUCAUGCUUACUGAUUUUGACCUCUCACUCAGAUGUUCGGUCAAUCCCACUCUUCUUCAAUCAUCCUCAUUGGGAAUAGAAGCUCCAAGGAUUUCUGGUCCAUGUGCAGGAUCCAACUGCAUUGAUCCUUUUUGUGCGGGACCAUCAUGUCAAGUUUCUUGCUUUAGCCCCAGAAUUUUUCCCGGUUCUGCAAGAGUAAGAAAGCUAAAAGCUGAAGCUGCCUCUCUUAACAGAUCAUUGCCUCAGCUCGUGGUGGAGCCAACAGAAGCUCGGUCCAACUCAUUUGUCGGUACACAUGAAUACUUGGCUCCUGAGAUCAUUAAAGGAGAGGGCCAUGGGAGUGCUGUUGACUGGUGGACUCUCGGUGUUUUUCUUUACGAGCUUCUAUACGGGAAGACACCUUUUAAAGGUGCUGGAAAUGAAGAAACUUUGGCGAAUGUGGUUAUGCAGAACCUCAGAUUUCCUGAUAGUCCGAUUGUCAGUUUUCAAGCGAGGGAUCUUAUCAGAGGGUUGUUAGUAAAGGAGCCUGAGAAUCGAUUGGGAACAGAGACGGGAGCUGCUGAGAUUAAAAGACACCCUUUCUUUGAUGGCCUGAAUUGGGCACUGAUACGCUGCGCCAUUCCACCUCAAGUACCUGGAGUUUCAAAAGUAGCUUUUCAGGAAAAGAGCAAAAAGUUUCUGGAGUAUAGUUCAACAGGAGAACAUCUAGAAUUUGAGCUGUUCUAGCGAAGACUGGUGUUUACUGUCUGGUUGUGAUGUAUCCUUUGCUCCUGCCCCUUGUUGAAACAGAUAUCUAAUUUAUAAUGUAAAUUGCCAAGAACAACAAGUGGUUCUUAUCUACAUCACGAAAAAAUUUUGCUCAGUGAAAAUUACGUAGCAUGUUGGAUGCUGUAGUAUGCUUUAUUAUGCCAUAUCAGUCAGACCUCUCUAUAA
Messenger RNA from Nicotiana attenuata, 3507 nucleotides. Its product is annotated as serine/threonine-protein kinase KIPK2-like. Gene Ontology annotation, cellular component: cytoplasm; plasma membrane; nucleus. Gene Ontology annotation, molecular function: protein serine/threonine kinase activity; ATP binding. Gene Ontology annotation, biological process: protein phosphorylation. The transcript has 3 exons. Lineage: Eukaryota; Viridiplantae; Streptophyta; Magnoliopsida; Solanales; Solanaceae. The coding region runs from base 385 to 3300 and encodes 971 amino acids. The record is from RefSeq and is a predicted model, not a curated record.